This is a messenger RNA of Acomys russatus (golden spiny mouse), 1004 nucleotides long. It is a transcript of the gene Ccdc12, whose product is annotated as coiled-coil domain containing 12. The transcript is spliced from 7 exons. The coding region runs from base 223 to 723 and encodes 166 amino acids. The record is from RefSeq and is a predicted model, not a curated record. Gene Ontology annotation, cellular component: post-mRNA release spliceosomal complex; U2-type spliceosomal complex. Lineage: Eukaryota; Metazoa; Chordata; Mammalia; Rodentia; Muridae.
UGUCGGACAAACCGAACCUUAACGCCUUUCCCUGAACCCAGCCGGCUCAUUCGCUAUACAGGUUGUUCUAGAUCAAAGGGCGUAUCCGCCUGUAGCAACUCAGCAUUGAUUGGUUCUCAGGGGUUCCGGCUUUCCAUUCUCGCCCUUGGAUUGGCCAUACGACACUCUUCUACUCACUGGGCCUGCGCAAGCCGGAGAGAAAAGGAGGGGGCCUCGGGUAAGAUGGCGGCUGCUUCUGCCGGUGUGGGCCGCCUCGAGGAAGAGGCGCUACGGCGGAAAGAACGGCUGAAGGCCCUCCGGGAAAAAACCGGGCGCAAGGACAGGGAAGAUGGGGAGCCACAGACCAAGCAGCUCAGAGAAGAAGAUGACGAAGAUGAAAAGCACAGGCCACUCAGGCUUCGGAACUAUGUUCCAGAAGAUGAAGACCUCAGGAGGAGGAGGGUCCCUCAGGCCAAACCAGUGGCAGUGGAAGAGAAAGUAAAGGAGCAGCUGGAGGCUGCCAAGCCAGAGCCGGUCAUUGAGGAAGUGGACCUGGCCAACCUAGCACCCCGGAAACCUGACUGGGAUCUCAAGAGAGAUGUGGCCAAGAAGCUGGAGAAGCUAGAAAAGCGGACCCAGAGAGCCAUCGCAGAGCUGAUCCGUGAACGACUGAAAGGCCAGAAGGACAGCCUGGCCUCUGCAGUGGACGCCACCAUCGGACAAGAGGCCUGUGACUCUGACUGAGAUGUUCUCCGUGCCCCAUCUGCCCAGCACUCAUCCUGUGGGAAGAUGGACUUAGGCAGGGGUGGGGUUAGGCUGCCAGCACUUCAGGUCUUGAGAACUGAGCCAGCCCAACCGCAUCUCAGCCUCUAUGAGAUGAGGCCAGUUGUCUCCCAAAGGUGCCUACCACCCUGAGUGGGUCUGAGCUGAGUGAGGUCUGUACAUAUGUAUGUAUAUUGAGCUUUUUUUUUAACUUCUGGAAGUAAACUCCCAUGUGUUAAAGGCCUGCCCUGUUUCCUGUUUGC